UUCCGCUUCCUGUCGCGCAGUCGGUGGCUUCCGCUCCGCUUUUUGCGCUGCGCUGGGCUUGUCGGUGGCGGACGGUGGUCGGGUCUCAGAGAGGCUGGCAGACCGCAGCCAUGACGGAGGCCGAUGUUAAUCCCAAGGCCUAUCCCCUUGCAGAUGCCCACCUCACCAAGAAAUUACUGGACCUUGUUCAGCAGUCGUGUAACUACAAGCAGCUUCGGAAAGGCGCAAAUGAGGCCACCAAAACCCUCAACAGAGGCAUCUCUGAGUUCAUUGUGAUGGCGGCAGAUGCUGAGCCCUUGGAGAUCAUCCUGCACCUCCCACUGCUAUGUGAAGACAAGAAUGUUCCCUAUGUGUUUGUGCGCUCCAAGCAGGCCCUGGGACGGGCCUGUGGGGUCUCCAGGCCUGUCAUCGCCUGUUCUGUCACCAUCAAAGAAGGCUCUCAGCUAAAGCAGCAGAUCCAGUCCAUUCAGCAGUCCAUUGAGAGGCUCUUGGUGUAGCCUGUGGCCCCGGCCUUGCUUUCCCUGUCGACCCCCAGCCCCCAUUGUGUAUCGUCAAUGUCUACGUUUGCAUGGUGUUUUCAGCAGCUUUUGGUUAUAAAAUACUGUACUACAUCUGGUUUUUGUACUUUU
This is a messenger RNA of Nannospalax galili (Upper Galilee mountains blind mole rat), 629 nucleotides long. RefSeq names its product small nuclear ribonucleoprotein 13 (gene Snu13). Bases 111 to 497 code for a protein of 128 amino acids. Gene Ontology annotation, biological process: mRNA splicing, via spliceosome; maturation of SSU-rRNA; ribosome biogenesis. Lineage: Eukaryota; Metazoa; Chordata; Mammalia; Rodentia; Spalacidae. Gene Ontology annotation, molecular function: RNA binding. The record is from RefSeq and is a predicted model, not a curated record. Gene Ontology annotation, cellular component: precatalytic spliceosome; small-subunit processome; U4/U6 x U5 tri-snRNP complex. The transcript is spliced from 3 exons.